CCAUUCCACGCUUCACUGUUCAUGUUCAUUUAUUCUUAAUCAAAACCAAACGCUUAGUUCUCUUUCUUCAUUUUCUUAUUCUCCUUCUCCUACUCUCAGCAUUUAGUUUAUUUGUCAGCUCUUAACUGCAACAGAGUGAGUGAGGCUGCAUUCAGUUUUUUGGUAAAAUGGAUUUGUAAUAAAUAAAAAAACUAUCCUUUGAUAUCAACCAUUUCAAUGCAAGCCUGAGAUAGAUAUUCAUAGGAAAGACAUAGUAAAGAGAUGGGAUGUUCUCAAUCAAAGUUGGAUGAUGAAGAGGCAGUUAAGCUUUGCAAAGAUAGAAAGCGAUUCAUCAAACAGGCUGUUGAGCAAAGAACUCAAUUUGCUACUGGACAUGCAGCAUACAUUCAGUCUUUGAAAAGGGUUUCAGCGGCACUGCUAGAUUACUUGGAAGGCGAUGAGUCGCGCCAGUUGCCAUUGGAUUCAUUCAUAACCCCACCUUUCACUCCUGUGAAGAAAACUAGUCGUCCUGCUUUCAUCCCCAUAUCAUCAAAAUCCUUCACCCCAACAACAAUUGAGUUUGGUCCUAAGACAACUUUGAAGGUGAAUUACCUAAGGCCGAGUGGUAAUCCAGCGAUUUCUGUUGAGGAAAGGCCUCAAUCGCCUGAGAUGGUUCGGGUUGAAAUGUAUUCUCCAAUGCAUCAGUUUGGCAUUGAGGGUUUUUUUCCUAUGCAAUCCUCACCCGUGAAUCCCUCAAUUUUUGCUUAUUCUCCCAAUAACAGGCCUAAUAUCCCUCCACCUUCACCUCAAUCUUCCCAAUGGGAUUCCUUUUGGAAUCCAUUUUCAUCAUUGGACUAUUAUGGUUACCCCGCCCAAAGUAGCCUUGAUAGGACUGGAACUGAUGAUGAGAUCAGAGGACUGAGGAAGGUUCGAGAAGAAGAAGGAAUACCAGACCUGGAAGAAGAUGAAACUGAACAAGAAGAAUUUGCUAUAAAGAGAAAUGUAGCAGAAGAAAGAGGCAAAAUUGAUGUAAACCCCUCGGAAGAAGAAGUCACAGUUGAAGAUGUUUAUGAACAUGAGGAGGAAGAGGAAGAGGAGGCAACAGGUGCUGAAACUGGAAUUGCAAAUGAAGUCUCAGACUCACAAGCCAAUGGCAGUGAAUGUUUUCAAGCAUCUAAAGCUCAAACUGUGGGCCAGGAAAUGGCAACUGGUAAUCAAGAAGCAAAGGAGGAAACACCUGGUUUUACUGUUUAUGUAAACCGAAGGCCCACAAGCAUGGUUGAAGUGAUCAAGGAUCUUGAAGCUCAAUUCACAAUAAUCUGCAAUGCAGCCAAUGAUGUCUCAGCAUUGUUAGAGGCCAAGAAAGCUCAGUAUUUAUCAACAUCUAACGAACUGUCAGCUUCAAAAUUGUUGAACCCAGUGGCACUUUUCCGAUCAGCUUCAUCACACUCAUCCUCAUCAAGAUUUUUAAUGAAUUCUUCAAACUCUAGGGAUGAGGAUUACGAAGGCACCAAUGAUCCAUCAGAGGAACAUUGUUUGUUUUCUGUUAGUCAUCAGUCAACAUUAGACAGGUUAUAUGAAUGGGAGAAGAAGCUCUACGAGGAAGUUAAGUCUGGAGAACGUGUUCGAAUUGCAUAUGAGAAGAAAUGCCAGCAACUCAGGAAUCAUGAUAUAAAUGGAGAGGAACCUUCUUCUCUUGAUAAAACAAGAGCGGCCAUGAGAGAUCUACAUACCCAGAUAACAGUUUCAAUACACUCAGUUGAAGCUAUUUCCGGGAGAAUUGAAACUCUAAGGGAUGAAGAGUUGCAUCCCCAGCUUCUUGAAUUGGUGCAAGGGCUGGCCAAGAUGUGGAAAGUGAUGGCAGAAUGUCAUCAGACACAGAAGAGAACCUUAGAUGAAGCCAAGAUUCUUCUAGUUGACACUGAUGCCCGAAAACAAUGUGCCACAUCACUAACUGAUCCUCAAAGGCUUGCUCGUUCUGCCUCCAAUCUUGAAAAUGAAUUGAGGCAUUGGCGAAACACCUUUGAGUCUUGGAUCACUUCUCAAAGAUCCUAUAUUCAUGCUCUAACUGGCUGGCUUCUAAGAUGUGUGAGAUGUGAGCAUGAUCCAUCAAAGUUAGCAUGCUCUCCUCGUAGGUCCAGUGGUACUCAUCCAUUAUUUGGACUUUGUGUUCAGUGGUCAAGACGUCUAGACGCCCUCCAAGAAACAGCAGUGCUUGAUGGCAUAGACUUUUUUGCAGCUGGCAUAGGGUCCCUCUAUGCACAACAAUUAAGAGAAGAGACUCGACGAAAUCCAGAUGGAUCAAAAGAACAUGGUGAGAUUAUGGAAAUGCUGGAAGUUGGUCAGGUUGAAGAGGUAAUGAAUACUGAGAAAUUGGCUGAAGUUGCUAUUAAGGUGCUUUGUGCUGGUAUGUCAACUGCUAUGAGGUCAAUGGCAGAGUUUGCUGUUGAUUAUGCUGAGGGAUACAAUGAACUUGCUAAGAGAUGGGAGAAUGUGAACCUGCAGCAGAUUUCUUGUGGGGCUGGAACAUAGAUAUAGAUGGCAUACAUUUUUUUGUUCAUUUAAUAAUGGGUGUCAGUGAAAGUAAUUAUUAAGGGUAGGUUUAGAUGAAAGGAAGAUGGAGGAAAAAGAGAGAGAAGGGUGAGAUUUUUAUGCCAAUCUCUCACCCUUGUUAGAGAACUUUUAUAAUGAGGGGAGGGAAAUGAGGAAUUUUCAUGUAAUGCUCAAGAUCAACCCGACCCUUAUAAGUUUUUUGUGAACAUUUUGAAGUUCUCUAAUUUUGGGAUCUUAAAUACAUAUAACUCAAACAAGAGAGGAGGAAACUUGUUAA
Glycine soja is the source of this 2809-nucleotide messenger RNA. RefSeq names its product nitrate regulatory gene2 protein-like. Lineage: Eukaryota; Viridiplantae; Streptophyta; Magnoliopsida; Fabales; Fabaceae. The record is from RefSeq and is a predicted model, not a curated record. The coding region runs from base 262 to 2511 and encodes 749 amino acids. The transcript has 5 exons.